UCCCGGCGGGGUCGGACUUGUUCUAACGGCGGAUCCACUUCCCUAGGGUAUGUCACCGUUGGAAGAGGCUGGUGGACGACCGGUGGCUGUGGCGACACGUCGACCUGACGCUCUACACGGUAAGUGGGGCAAGCCUGGCGGGCCUGGGCCGCGGUCGGCUGGCCAGACCUCGAGGACCCGCCCUCCCACCGUGGAUUUUGAGCAAGGCAGUCCGGGCCGUGUCGCCGACUUGCUCCACUGCGACCUCUCUGCCUCAGUUUCCCCAUCUUCUAAAAGGUGAUAACUGAGAAUGUGCAGGGAAUGAGCUUAGAGUAGUGCCUGGGAUAUACAUAGUCAGCAUAUGUUAAGUGCUGGUUGAUGAUUAGAUUAUUACUUCUUACUGAGGAGUUUUCAUGGGGAAAUCAUUUUCCAGUCAACUGAUUUCCAGAAUUACUUUCCUGAGUGAUGCAGCUGAACCAUUUUCACUUUCUACCACUUGCAUUUUAUUUUUCUUGUUUUUAUUAUGAACUAUUUCAAAUAUAUAGAAAUAUAUAGAGGAUAACAUGGUUUCAGAUAACGAACAUGUACGCACUACCCAGAUUUAACCUAUUUUAACCUUUGCACUUCUUUGCUGCAGACUGUGUGAAACACACAUACAAAUGUUUAUUUAUAUAUGUAUGUAUAGAGGUGUAUUUAUUGCACUUUUGGAAACUCUUCAGAGGAGUUCCACUAUUAUAAAAUGGAAUUGUAGCCUUCCUUUGACGUUUUUAUUCAAUUCCUAUGUGUGUGAGCCUGUAAGCAAUAUACAGUAUUGUUAAUGUGUUAAUAUAGCUUAGAUAAUGGUAUUCUAUUUAGAUAAUUAAAUGUUAUUUUACUUAUGUAACUGCCCACAGCUAGCUUUAUUCACACCUGAGUUUUGUGAUUUAUUAUAAUGGCCAUGUGUAAAUCUAGAUCAUUCCUUUAAUUGUUGUUUAAUGAAUAUACCAAAUUUGUUUAUUUUCUUAUUGAUGUUUAGAUUAUUUCCAUCUCUUUCCUAUUAAAAACAGUGUUAUAAGGGUCUCAAACUUUACUGUGCAGACGAAUCACCUGGGGAUCUUGUUAAAAUGCAGAUUAUGAUUCAGUGGCCUGGAAUAGGCCCCAGAUUCUGAAUUUCUAACAACCUCCCAGGUGUUACCCACGUCGCUGGUCCUUGUUCCACAAGAAUGUCCUUGUGUCUAUCUUCUCGUGUCCAGGUCCAAGUUUCUCUGUAACCCAGAAGUGCGAUUUCUGAGAGAUGAGGCCUAAAGUCAUGUGGCACCUCCUUCGCCGAUACAUGGCAUCCCGACUCCAUUCCCUGCGGCUGGGUGGCUACCUGUUCUCAGGCUCCCAGGCCCCCCAGCUGUCCCCAGCCCUGAUGAGGGCCCUGGGCCAGAAGUGCCCCAACCUGAAGCGCCUCUGCCUGCACGUGGCCGACCUGAGCAUGGUGCCCAUCACCAGCCUGCCCUGCACCCUGACAACCCUGGAGCUGCACAGCUGUGAGAUCUCCAUGACCUGGCUCCUCAAGGGGCAGGACCCCACCGUGCUGCCCUUGCUUGAGUGCAUCGUGCUGGACCGAGUGCCCGCCUUCCGGGAUGAGCACCUGCAGGGCCUGACGCGCUUCCGUGCCCUUCGCUCGCUGGUGCUGGGCGGCACCUACCGGGUGACUGAGACGGGGCUGGAUGCCAGCCUGCAGGAGCUCAGUUACUUGCAGAGGCUGGAGGUGCUGGGCUGCACCCUCUCGGCUGACAGCACCCUCCUAGCCAUCAGCCGCCACCUCCGAGACGUGCGGAAGAUCCGGCUGACCGUGAGGGGCCUCUCUGCCCCAGGCCUGUCUGUCCUGGAGGGAAUGCCGGCCCUGGAGAAUCUGUGUCUGCUGGGCCCGCUCAUCACCCCAGAAAUGCCUUCCCCAGCUGAAAUCAUCACCUCCUGCCUUACUAUGCCCAGGCUCAGGGUCCUUGAGCUGCAGGGGCUGGGGUGGGAGGGUCAAGAGGCCGAGAGGAUGCUGUGUAAGGGGCUGCCCCACUGUCUGGUCAUCGUCAGGGCCUGCCCCAAAGAGUCCAUGGACUGGUGGAUAUGAGUGCACCACCUGUCCCUGAGACCCACUUCACUUCUCAUUAACGAGCCCCAGCCCCUCUGAGCAGCACCUUGCAGAGGGCAGGUGAUUAGGCUGGAGGGCCCAAAGACCACAGGUAGAGAACAGAGGCCUUGGCGCCGUCAGACAGUUGCAGUUGUUUGCCAGCUGUGUGGCCUCUGUGACAUCAGCCAGGUUCUUGGAGGCCUGGUCCCCACAUCUGGAAAUGGGGAGGGCCAUAGCUACCUCAUGGUUAUGUUGCAAAGCCUUAUACUUCACCAGCCCCAGGCCCGAGAGGGUCCUCGAAGGGUCAUUUUCAGGCCUGUCCUCAGGAACAGGAUGGAUGUAGAAGAGUGUGGUUAGGAGUUAGGGGGACCUGAGGGGCCUGGAAGGACUCUACAGGUGCACCCACACAGCUGCACACCACUGGCAUACCUGCACGUGUGGAGGAGACACAGGAAGUGCAGGUGUGACUCGUCUCUCAUGAUCAAAAUGUUAAUGAAGGUUCUAGAUUGUAUUUUCUGUAUUUUGUAUUCUGUAUUUUUCAGGUUUUCCACAAUAUGUAUUAUUUUGUUAUUAAAGAAAAAUAC
Molecule: messenger RNA, 2658 nt
Organism: Pteropus alecto (black flying fox)
Lineage: Eukaryota; Metazoa; Chordata; Mammalia; Chiroptera; Pteropodidae
Gene: FBXL12
Product: F-box and leucine rich repeat protein 12
Exons: 2
Coding region: 1253-2074 (273 amino acids)
Source: RefSeq, a predicted model, not a curated record